CUGACGCUUUACCGCAUAGAAUAACCUUUUCCCCCGGGUAAUAAAUGGCCUAUAGGGUUCUUGCAAGAUCAAGAUUUCCUCCAAAAUGGCGAUCCGAUUCGUCCUUCUGGUGAACAAGCAGGGCCAGACGCGAUUGGCGCAGUACUACGAGCAGCUCACGAUCGACGAGCGCCGGGCGCUGGAAGGCGAGAUCGUCCGCAAGUGCUUGGCGCGCACGGAGAAUCAGUGUUCGUUUGUAGAGCAUCGGAAUUACAAGGUCGUGUAUCGGCGCUACGCCUCCCUCUUCUUCCUCAUUGGAGUGGACAGCGAAGAGAACGAGCUAGCGAUUCUGGAGUUUAUCCAUUGCGUGGUGGAGACGAUGGAUCGCUACUUCGGCAAUGUGUGCGAGCUCGAUAUCAUGUACCACUUGGAGAAAGCCCACUUCAUCCUUGAAGAAAUGGUGAUGAAUGGCUGCAUUGUAGAGACCAACAAGAGCAAUAUCCUGGGGCCUAUACAGCUCAUGGACAAAUCCUUCUAGUAAAAAGUACGCGGUGCUUUUUCUUGUCUUUUACCCCGAGGUAGAUUUCACGCUGCCACGAAUUGGAAAUCUCGACGUGCUUGGUCGUUUUUGCCA
Selaginella moellendorffii is the source of this 613-nucleotide messenger RNA. Its product is annotated as AP-4 complex subunit sigma. Gene Ontology annotation, cellular component: intracellular membrane-bounded organelle. Bases 86 to 517 code for a protein of 143 amino acids. The record is from RefSeq and is a predicted model, not a curated record. Gene Ontology annotation, biological process: protein transport; vesicle-mediated transport. NCBI's taxonomy places the organism in Eukaryota, Viridiplantae, Streptophyta, Lycopodiopsida, Selaginellales, Selaginellaceae. The transcript has 4 exons.